Molecule: messenger RNA, 971 nt
Organism: Aspergillus homomorphus CBS 101889
Lineage: Eukaryota; Fungi; Ascomycota; Eurotiomycetes; Eurotiales; Aspergillaceae
Product: SNAP receptor SEC22
Exons: 5
Coding region: 232-879 (215 amino acids)
Biological process (GO): vesicle fusion with Golgi apparatus; endoplasmic reticulum to Golgi vesicle-mediated transport; retrograde vesicle-mediated transport, Golgi to endoplasmic reticulum
Cellular component (GO): Golgi membrane; endoplasmic reticulum-Golgi intermediate compartment; SNARE complex
Molecular function (GO): SNAP receptor activity
Source: RefSeq, a predicted model, not a curated record
GGCUCCUAGGCACGACUACAAUCUUGGCGGACACCCCGGAUCUCACCUCGUCACUCGCUGGCACUCCGAAUUGCCGCUCCCGACCGCCUUGCACCUGCGGGCCAUCGUUCCGCGGCCUGGCCAGAUAAGUGGAGAUGAACAACAGCGGGAGUUGGUGUUAGCAACACGAUCACCGACGCAUCAGCUCGCCUUGCCUUUGAAGACGACAGUGCUGAACUCCUCACUAUCAAGAUGGUCAGGUCAACGUUAAUCGCCAGAAUUGAUGGCCUGAUGCUGGCGGCGUCGGUUGACGAUGAACAGUCUGAAGGAGAACUGCAAGAGAUCAAGUCACAAGCCAAGAUGAUAUUCCGUCGUUUGAACCGCAACUCAGAGCCACAGGCGAGCAUUGAAUCCGGCCAGUUCAAUCUACAUUACAUUAUCAAAGAUGAUAUCUGCUUCCUCUGCAUAUGCGAUCGCUCCUAUCCGCGCAAGCUUGCCUUUACCUACCUUGCCGAUCUUGCGACAGAGUUCACCACCACAUACUCCCCUGCACAGUACCAGUCCCCCACGCUGCGACCGUACGCCUUUGUGGAAUUUGAUACCUUCAUCCAACGGACCAAGAAGCUGUACCAGGACAGUCGCGCUUCGGCGAACCUUGACCGCUUGAAUGACGAGCUGCGGGAUGUAACGAAAGUGAUGACCAAGAAUAUCGAAGAUCUGUUGUACCGUGGUGAUAGCUUGGAACGUAUGGGAGAGUUGUCUGGUCGUCUUCGGGAAGACAGCAAGAAGUACAGGAAAGCCGCUGUCCGCAUCAACUGGGAGCUGCUGGUCAAGCAGUACGGCCCAUUCGCAGGUGUCGGUUUCAUCCUCCUUUUCAUGAUCUGGUGGCGCUUCUUCUAAUUAUGCUCUAAGCGGCCACAAAUAUGUACACCCACUAAUAUGAAUGUAUGCAUAGUUAAUGUCUCCGGUGGAUGCAGGACACCAUCUUCCUU